Molecule: messenger RNA, 1587 nt
Organism: Symbiodinium sp. CCMP2592
Lineage: Eukaryota; Dinophyceae; Suessiales; Symbiodiniaceae
Source: the annotation of a GenBank genome assembly
AUGGGACAAGCCAACUGCAGUUGUAAAGGUGUCAGCAAAGAAUGUCUUGUCAUCAUCGGCGCAGAUGCCCCGUCCGAGCCUUCUUCGGCUCCGGCGCCAACACCGGCCGCAGCGCCAGUGGCGGCAAUAGAGCCCUCACCGCCUCUGUCGGCAGAGUCGCGCAGCAUGCAGCCAGGACCCCUCGCAGCGAAGCCUCGACGGAACUCGCAGCUCUCGAAAGCCGACCGGCCGCCUCCGCUUCCGUUGAACGAGAAGGAGGACGAUGCCAAUUCCGUCAUGUCCCAGCCGACCUCGGCGAAUCUUCCGUCGCCGCCCGGCCCUCCCAAAGGGGGAGCGUCCCCUGGCGGGCUACAUCUUGGCCAGGACGCCAAAGCGAAUGGCCAUAGCAUCAAGCCCGUCAAGGAGGUUGCCAUGGCUGACGUGCAGCGGGCGCCGGGCCCAAUGUCUCCUCGUGGCGCCCCACCUCCGCGGCAAAUGCCCCCAGCAGCCGACAUGAACUCCAAGUCCUCGGAGUCUCCGCAGCCCAAGAAGAUGCCAAUCAACUUCCGGGAGGAUGUUGCACAUUUCGCGCCUCAAUCGCGACCUGCCGCACCCGCGGCGAGCAGCGGAAUGGGUGCUCAGGGCCUCGGCGUGGUGGCUCCCGUGACUCCGGACAUGGCUGCCCGGCUCUUGGCCUACAAAGAGCGCCAGGAGCGGAAGGGCAAGAAAAAGCAAGGUAUCGCCGGCCAGGCGAAUGCUGCCAAUUUCCUCUCGCAGGUGCCAGAAGUCGAACGAGAUAUUCCUCUUCGAUUUAUGUUUGAGAUCAGCGGGGGCAUGCACGAACGUUUGGUUCACGCCGCGUGCGACAGUGAGCAGGCCCUUGCCAUGUACAACGGUGUCUCCGAGGGUGCGCCGAAGAAGGAGGAACCCGACGCCGCUUUGAUUCAGAAGAUGUAUCGCAGCGGAAGCAGCGGGUUCUUGCCCCACACUUGCCUUUGCGAAGUUCCUUGGUCUGUGGCGGAAACCGCGGCCAAGAAAAGGGCGUCCUCGAAAGUACGGCUGGCGAAGCUGUCUUUCAGAGCCCUUACGCCGGGGAAGCUGACGAAGGCUUGCAACAGUCAGUCGGAUGCCGAGAGCUCCUGCACUGUUUUCAUGAUCCACGUGGACGAGGCGCCUACGAUGCGAGAGCGGCUUGUCAUCAUGGAGGAGGCGGUUGUUAACCUGAUGGAAUCUGUACCGCCCACGCGCCGGCCGAUCCCGGCCGUUUUCCUUGUCUGCUCCACACGGGAGAGGACGGACCAGAUGGAUCGGGCUUGGAAGAAGAUCCUCGAGGACUACGAGGCAGACAAGGGAGAGCUGUUGAAGUUUGGUCCGGUGUGCUUGGAUGACGGAGAUGCCAUCCAUCAGGCGUUUGCCGACCUAGCGACCGCCAGGGUCCAUGCCCAGGAGAAAGGUUUCACCAGCAAGGAGAUCUGGCAGAAGUUCAACCUCGCCAGCCGAAACAAUGUGUCCCCCUGGCCGCUGGUGGCGCUGCCGGAGGCGCCCAUGCGAAGCUCCGCGACGAAGUCCUCUCUCGGCUCGUGGGGAUCGAUCGCUGAGGGCUUUUAG